GCAAAAAGAAGUUUCUCAGCCCUACAAAGCUACUAGCCUACUACCAUCUAAAACUUCAAAUCACGGAACAUGGCGCCACUUUCCGUCUAAAUAAUCAUACAUACAGUUACAUUUUAAAAUACAACGAAAUAAAUCCCAAAUCCGCCCGAUUUUUGAUUUCCUAAACCCUAGAAUUCUCUCAAGAUAGGGGAAUGGCGAAUCAUAAUAAGGCAGCGUGCCCUGAGAAUGAAGAAGUUGCCGCUUUUUUGUUGAAUAAGCGGCAAGAAAUGGCGCAGAGUGCCAAGGGAAUUUCUGAAAACAUGGACAUGACGCUUUCCAAGGCAUAUUCCAACAUCUGUCAUUGCAAAACCCCUAUCAGAAACCUUAGGGAUUUGUCCCAAAUUAAGGGCGUGGGUAAGUGGAUUCUGAAGCAAAUGCAAGGCUUUUUUGAGACAGGUUCUGAUGCUUCCGAUAAAGAUAGCUUGACGAGAAAUGGAGGGAAAAAUAAGGGACCUAGGCGCUAUGUGCCACAAAAAAACUCUGUUGCUUAUGCCCUACUUAUCACACUCUUCAGGGGGACACAGAAGGGGGAUGAGUUCAUGCGUAAAAAGGAACUUAUUGAUGCAGCUGAAGCAAGUGGAUUGUCUCGUGUGCCAAUUGCGCCGGAAAAGGCUAAAGGAAAAGCUGGAAACUUUGGAAGCUCACCAAGGGACUGGUACAGUGGAUGGAGCUGCAUGAAGACGCUAAUAACUAGAGGCCUUGUUGUGAAGUCUAGCUGCCCGGCCAAGUAUAUGUUGACUGAAGAAGGGAAGGAAGUAGCACGUGAAUGCCUCUUAAGAUCUGGAAUCAUUGAUCCAGAUGAGAGUUUGGAUGUGUUGGAAGAUUGUUCAAAUUUUGAACAAAGAGAAACCCUCCAAGUUGAUAUACAAGAAGAGAUACCAGAAUUAGAGUGUUUAGUUGGUGUUUCAGUUCAAAAAGCAGGACCUAUUAAUUCAAAGAUGACAAAGAUACCAGUUGACGUGCCACCUCAAUAUCUUGAUAAGUUCCUUCAAAUGGGGUUUUCCCGGGAGCAAAUUAACCAUGCUUUUAAUGAGGUUAAAGGAACAUCCCCAAAAAAGGAUACAUCGUCACUUUGGCUAACUUUACUUUGUCGACUUCGAGAAGAUGAGAUUUAUGCUCCAGCUUCCAUAACUAAAUCUGCAAGAGUUGUCAGUGGUGCUGCUCCUUCACCUUACCAACAUAAAGAUGGUCGAACAGGCAUUUAUUUCGAUGAAAUUAAGCAAUCUGGUGCAGUUGCUGUAUCAAGUAAUCAAAAGUUCGGGCUGGGUUCUUGUACAUUAAAAGCUUGCUCAUCUACUGAUUAUGAUACGAACAAGCUUGGCAGAGGAUCAAAAGCUAAGCAUAAUAUUUUAGCAGUGCCACCUCUGGCAAUUGGAGAGAAGUUUGGUGAUGUAUACGAAGUGAUACUGAUACUUGAUAACCGUGAGCAAUUUGCUACACAAGGGCCGCGCUCUGGGAAAAUUAUUGAGAACAUAUGUAAUGAAUUCAAAAUUAAGAUAGAUGUUAGAAGGUUACCUGUGGGGGAUGGCAUUUGGAUAGCUCGUCAUAAAGAUCUCGGUAGCGAAUAUGUUCUAGAUUUUAUUGUUGAAAGGAAGAAAGUUGAUGAUUUGCGACAUUCGAUUAGGGACAAUAGAUACAGAGAUCAGAAAAUGAGGCUAGUGAGAUGUGGGCUUAAAAAGAUGAUAUACCUGGUGGAAGGUGAUCCAAAUUCUUCAGAGGCUUCUGAAAGCAUCAAAACAGCUUGUUUCACGACUGAGAUCUUAGAGGGGUUUGAUGUGCAAAGAACAAGAGGCUUAGCAGAUACAUUGAGGAAGUAUGGUGUUCUUACCCAAUCAAUAAAUCAAUACUACAAAUCUCUGGAACCCGAGCAAAAGUGCAAUGGGGUUUGCCCUUCUUUUGAUGAAUUUAUCAAAAUGUGUGAAGAGCUGGACAAAAUGACGGUUGGUGAUGUGUUUGCCGUCCAACUCAUGCAGGUUCCACAAGUAACGGAGGAAAUUGCCCUUGCUGUUCUAGAUAUGUAUCCAACAUUGCUUUCUCUUGCUCGCGCUUAUUCUCUUCUGGAUGGUGAUGUUUGUGCACAAGAGGAAAUGCUUAAGAGGCAGAGUAACAACUUAAUCAGUGGGCCCGCAAGCAAAAAUAUUUUCCAACUUGUGUGGGAUGGUUGAAGCUGUUUUUGCGUAUUAGUGACAUCAAUCUACAACUAUCUUAAUCAUGCAAAAGACGAGGCAUUGCAUGCUGCUUUCAUCAUCUUAUCUGCACGGUAAGGAAAGAUGUAAAUAAGUUAUUCUGAUAGAACUGAGAUUGUAGGUUUCUUUAUUGGGUGGUGCACGGAAACUUUUCUCCUUACUGGGUUACAAGAAAGCUUUCUAACUUCCUUCACCUGCAACUUAUUUGUAUUGCUCUCAAUUUCUUGCAAGUAGUUCACUGUCAGUGUCUUUCAUUUCUUUUCUAGUCAACUUGAAUUGUUAUAUUAGCCUGUGUAUGUGAGUGUGGAGUAACUUGGAUAUGGUUUUGGACUUUUGGGCAUUAUGAUUUGGAACGCUAAUCUUGGUUCAGUUUGUCGGAAUAUGUUUAUGUUUUAAUUUUGAAGA
Molecule: messenger RNA, 2630 nt
Organism: Striga asiatica
Lineage: Eukaryota; Viridiplantae; Streptophyta; Magnoliopsida; Lamiales; Orobanchaceae
Source: the annotation of a GenBank genome assembly